Messenger RNA from Metarhizium brunneum ARSEF 3297, 2388 nucleotides. RefSeq names its product Sexual differentiation process protein isp4. Lineage: Eukaryota; Fungi; Ascomycota; Sordariomycetes; Hypocreales; Clavicipitaceae. Gene Ontology annotation, molecular function: oligopeptide transmembrane transporter activity. Gene Ontology annotation, cellular component: plasma membrane. Gene Ontology annotation, biological process: transmembrane transport. The record is from RefSeq and is a predicted model, not a curated record.
AUGGGCCUCAAGGAACGCUUCGGUAUCAAGUCGACUGAGACUACGGGUGAGACAACUGGCGCCGAUGUCCUCCCCAACGCUGAGGGCACCGAGCGCGAGCUGCGCCGAUUCAGACGCCAACAUCAGUGGGAUCCCUUCCUGGACAUUGACAAGCUCGACAACAUUGAUGAUGCUCUCGCCUCUGGCAAUGCCGAGAAGGAGGCUGCUAUUGAUGAGUCUCUGAUUCAGGAGGAUUCGCCUUACCCAGAGGUCCGCAACUCGGUUCCUCCCACUGACAUUGAUGUCCCUGUCAACACUCUUCGAGCUUGGACUAUUGGAGCUGCUCUCUGCACCGUUGUUGCUGCUUGCAACGUCUUGCUUAGCAUGCGUCGCACUCCCAUCUCCAUCUCGUCUACCGUCGUUCAGCUUAUCGCUUAUCCGCUUGGUUGCGGCUGGGCCAAGUUCAUGCCUGCCAAGACGUUCAAAGUAUUCGGUCGCACUCUCGAGCUCAAUCCUGGCCCUUUCAAUACCAAGGAGCAUACGAUUAUCACCAUGAUGACUGCGGCGGGCAGCUCUCUUAGCUACGCCAUCGACAUUCUCCUUGCACAGGAAAUCUUUUACAAGCAGGAAUUCAAGUGGGGUUUCCAAAUUCUUCUCAUGCUUUCCACCCAGGCUAUGGGCUUCGGUGUUGCCGGCAUUGCUCGAAGAUUCCUCAUCUGGCCAUCGUCAAUGGUUUGGCCGGCUACGCUCAUUACCUGCACAGUCAUGUACUCGCUUCAUGACCAUCGCCCGUCCGAUCCCUCUGCCACCAAUGGGUGGAAGAUUGGUCGUUAUAGCUUCUUCCUCCUUGUCGCUGGCUGCACCUUUCUUUGGGAAUGGUUCCCUCUGGUCAUUGCUCCUUUUCUGAGCUAUUUCAUGUGGCCUACUUGGAUUGCCCCGAAUAAUGUUGUUGUUAACCAAAUUUUCGGUGGCAAUACUGGUUUCGGUCUUAUGCCAAUGUCUCUUGACUGGGCCACCGUUACCGCUUUCUUAAGCUCACCGCUCCAGACUCCCGCUUUUGCCAUUCUCAAUGUCUGUGCUGGCAUUUGCCUCAUGACCAUAGGUGCGGCCGGCCUUGCGUUUGCUGGUCCCGAGUACUACCGAUACCUCCCUAUUAGCGCCAACAAAAACUUUGACAGAUUUGCCAAGUCCUAUAACACGAGCCGUAUCCUCGCUCCGGACUUCACUGUUAACGAGACGGCUUACCAGCAAUACUCGCCUAUUCUCCUCGGCCCUACCUUUUCCCUUUCUUAUGGGUUAGGCUUUGCUGCACUUAUGUCUACUAUUAUGCAUAUCAUCCUCUUUUAUGGACGGGAUGUAUGGAACCGGGCCAAAAACUCGCAACACGAUGAGCCUGACGUGCAUAUGAAGCUUAUGCGCAAGUACAAGGAAGCUCCUGAAUGGUGGUUCAUGUGUAUUUUUGCGGUCAGCUUCGCCUUUGGUAUGAUUGCCUGCCAAGUCUGGGAUACUCACCUACCCUGGUGGGCGUAUAUUGUGUGUAUUCUUAUUGGCGCUGUCCUCUUUAUUCCGAUUGGCAUGGUUCAGGCUAUCACCAACCAGCAAACCGGCUUGAACAUCAUUACAGAAAUGAUUAUUGGAUACAUGAUGCCCGGUCGCCCCGUGGCCAUGAUGCUCUUCAAGAGUUACGGUUACAUGUUGUCAUACAACGGGCUAAACUACAUUUCUGAUAUGAAGGUUGGCCACUAUAUGAAGAUUCCUCCCCGCAGCAUGUUUGCUGCUCAGGCUUUCGCUGUUAUCUGGCUCUCAUUUGUUCAGAUUUCUGCUUAUAACUUCCUUCGGGGUAACAUCAGUGAGAUUUGCACAGAAACCCAGAAGCAAGGUCUGACCUGUCCUGGUGCGCGAACUUUCUAUAAUGCGAGUGUUAUCUGGGGAGUCAUUGGCCCCAAGAAGGUCUUUGGUGCCGGUGGAAUAUAUUCUUGGACAAACUGGUUCUGGUUCAUUGGCUUUAUUUGCCCUGUGAUCCAGUAUCUGAUUGCCCGAAGAUACCCUCGCAGCUGGGCACGCUACGUCAUCACUCCUGCUCUCUUUGGUGCUGCCGGAAUGAUUCCUCCUGCCACCCUCUACUUCCUCUUCCAGUGGGUCAUUGUUGGUCUCAUCUUCAACCUUUUCAUCCGCAGGGCUUUCUUUGGAUGGUGGAGUCGUUACACUUAUGCUUUAUCUGGUGCCCUUGACAUCGGCACUGCUCUCUGCACUGUCAUUACCGGCCUUGGUCUUGGUCUAAGCGAGACUGAGUUCCCCGAAUGGUGGGGUACCACUGUCUGGCAAGAAACCUUGGAUGCCCAAGGCAAAGCCGUGACAAGGAAGUUCAUCCAAAAUGUGACUAAACCACUCGGCCCUGACACGUGGUAG